AUGAACCCCUCUCGGAGCAUCAUGAGCCUGUCUGCUUCCUUCUCCAGAAUGAUGGUCGGUCCAUCUCGCUUGGCUUAUCGGUCCCCACUCCGCUCAGUGGCCUGCUCCUCCCUUACGACGAUUCGAUCAUUUUCCUCCUCAAAUCCAUCCUCUAUGACUUUCCGUCAAGUAUUAAAAGGUGGUCGUAGACCCAAAACGAAGGAAAAAGGUUCACCACUCCUUCAAUCGUGUCCUCAGAAAAAGGGAGUCUGUUCUCGAGUCUUCACUGCCAAACCCAAGAAACCGAAUUCUGCCGUUCGUAAAGUCGCUCGUGUAAAGCUCUCAAACGGAUACAUGACGACGUGCUAUAUUCCGGGUGAAGGACAUAAUUUACAAGAACACAGUGUGGUCCUCAUACGUGGUGGGCGAACCAAGGAUUUACCAGGAGUUCAGUACAAGAUUGUUCGUGGUGCUGAGGAUUUAAGCGGGGUCGCCAACCGGCAGAGAUCGAGAUCAAAGUAUGGAGGUGAGUGUCCAUGGCGUUCGUAG
Molecule: messenger RNA, 528 nt
Organism: Kockovaella imperatae
Lineage: Eukaryota; Fungi; Basidiomycota; Tremellomycetes; Tremellales; Cuniculitremaceae
Product: ribosomal protein S12
Exons: 2
Coding region: 1-528 (175 amino acids)
Biological process (GO): translation
Cellular component (GO): ribosome; small ribosomal subunit
Molecular function (GO): structural constituent of ribosome
Source: RefSeq, a predicted model, not a curated record